This is a messenger RNA of Coffea arabica (coffee), 558 nucleotides long. RefSeq lists its product as uncharacterized. The record is from RefSeq and is a predicted model, not a curated record. Gene Ontology annotation, molecular function: RNA-DNA hybrid ribonuclease activity; nucleic acid binding. Lineage: Eukaryota; Viridiplantae; Streptophyta; Magnoliopsida; Gentianales; Rubiaceae.
AUGCCUCCUGAGUUGGUGGCUGUUGGGGCUACGUCCGAAGAAUGGAGAUUUGUGCUUGCCAGAUUGCCCAGCUGGAUAUGCUGGAAUAUUUGGAAAGCGAGAAAUAGAGCAGUUUUUUACGGAGUCAGGCUACAGAGUGAAGAGGUCUGCCAGGCGAUUUUCAGGGAUAUGAAAGCAGCGUUCGAGAUUCAAUUUACACAAGUGAUAAAUGCAAGUGCUUUUCCGGAGAUGUGUGACGCAAUUGCCAAACUCCCUCCCCCCAGGUAUGGGUUCACCAUUGUGGGGUGGAAGCCAAGUACGACUGGGCAGUUGACAUUCAACACUGAUGGGUAUUUCAAAGGAAAUCCUGGUAUGAGUGGUGGAGGUGGAGUGAUCAGGGAUUCCGAUGGUCAACUAGUUUUUGCGUUCUCAGCUUUCCUUGGUGAGCAAACCAGCUUACGAGUAGAGGUUCUGGCACUAUUAAUAGGACUUCGGCUGUGCGAUGGACGAGGAGUGGCCACACCUUUUGUGCAAUCAAACUCUGCGAUUUUAGUAGGCGUUUUACAACGGCGGCUUUAG